Haliotis rufescens (red abalone) is the source of this 3324-nucleotide messenger RNA. RefSeq lists its product as uncharacterized. The coding region runs from base 1237 to 2451 and encodes 404 amino acids. The transcript is spliced from 10 exons. NCBI's taxonomy places the organism in Eukaryota, Metazoa, Mollusca, Gastropoda, Lepetellida, Haliotidae. Gene Ontology annotation, cellular component: plasma membrane. The record is from RefSeq and is a predicted model, not a curated record.
CUUCUCCCAGGAAUGCUUUAAUCACGGGUAAGUCAAGCUAUGACCAAGAGCACAACGUUCCGGUGCUGGCGAUGACAUUUGUGCACUCGGAACUUAAGCGUCAACGUGAGAGAUUUGUUAAUUCACCAACAAAAUGUUGAUGCGCGGAUGGUUUGACUCUACUGCACCACCGUUUCAUGAAGCACGCUAGGCGUUAACACAGCGAAGGGCGACAACGCGUGAAUGUAACCUUGUCCGUCUGACAGGGCACGAGUAUAUCAACACGGGCUCACUGACGCAACCUGAUUUCGGAUGACGACGUGACUGAAACCUCAGAAGGAAUGCAGCUGUGAAGAUAUAAACGGGGUGGUAUUUACAGUUCAUGCUGAUAGAACAAAUGGGAUACUCAAUCGAUGAGAGGAGCUGUGUUCUUGUGCUUGUGUCAACAGAAGAUGUAGGCAUUGAUGUGCUGACCGGCUGAUCGCCGGUAGCGGUAUAUAGAUAAUAUCCACUACGCUGAUAGCAUUUCCUGAUUGAUCAAAUGAACAGUUUUAAUGUAAUUAAUAGAACAAAUACGCUAGUGGAAAAUCCGCAUUGCCAAGGAUACGGUGUAUGCAGUGUUGUGCUUUCAAAGAGGAUCUGUUUUGAGUAAUUCCAUUUUGUUAGGAUAUGUUAUGGACAGCGUUGAGAUUUCCUCUGGGAUCUAUUGUAAAGAAAUUCCUCAUUGCCAAGGAUAUGGUGUAUGCGGUGUAAGAUUUGCGGUGAUCUGAUCUAGUGUAGCAUCCACAUUGAUAAGGGUACGUUGUGCGCAGUGCCUGGUUCCCUUGAGGAUCUGUCCCAUUGGUGAGAAACGUUGAUAGAAACAGAGACACUUGAAGUGUGUUUAUUUAAGGUGACUGUCGAUAACGUUGACGAACCACAGGGGGUGUUCAGUCAUGAUUUACAACACACGGAGGACUGACAUUAAAAUGAUCAUCAAGAAGACAUGGAAGUCUUCCCAGAACGCGUAUUGAGAUGUGUUGACUGUGGAACUGCAGUGUCUUGACCUCGUGUAUGGCGUAUGAAGAUAUCUGUUAUAAGUAACUAUCUAAAGAGUAAGGUGUGAGGCAAGGUUGUCGUAUACAUACACCACUCUUGACCUCGUUUAUGGUCCCAUAAGCAUUUGCUGUGUAAACACACAACUCAUUUGUGGUUUAAUAUAUAUUGGCUGUAUACAUAUAUUCUGAUCUCUUGUGUGAUAUAAUACACGCUGGUACCAUGGCAAACCAAAGUCCAAACAAGUCUUCAUCCGUAUCCCCGGACCAGAUGGAAUGUGGACAGUCGGACUGUGACGGGAGGGAAAGUAACUCUAGCAGCAAAGUGCUACUGCAGAUCAUAGUGUCAGCAAUUUGUGGAUUUUUGUUUGGUGUCGCACUUGAGAAAGCUCGGGUGUUCGAGCCUGAAUCUAUCCGACUACAGAUGGUAUUUGAAAAAUGGAUCAUGCUGAAGAUGUUUCUCGCUGCCGUAGCAUCAGGGCAGCUGUUCCUGGCUAUACUCUCCGUCGUUCCCCACACGAAGUACAAGUUUGAACAGGCCAGCUCGGAGUUCGUCCAGUGUUUCGCAGACAAGGGUCUGCUGACCAGUUCCGUAGGUCCGUUCAUUUUGGGCGCUGGCAUGACUCUAGCAGGAGCGUGUCCUGGGAUGGUGCUAAUUCAAGUGGGAGCCUGGGUUCCUAACGCCAUCUUCACACUACUUGGAGCUUUAAUCGGGGCGUUGCUGUUUGGUCUUGUCGCAACAACCGUCACCAGGAUCACCAGACCGAACAAUCCCUUUAAAUUUCACCAAAUCCAUACGAAACUAAACAAGCCGUACAUUAUGUUCGCCCUUCCCAUGGCAGUGAUGCUUGGAGUCGUGGUGUUUCUACUGGAGUUCUACAUUCCCUACCAACAAGAUGUAAAACGGCCGGAAAAAUUAUCCUACAACAUCAUCAAGACCAUUGCAUGGCCUCCGUAUGUCUCAGGCAUCAUCGUCGGGGUCUUACAAGUGCCAGUCGUACUCGUCUUGGGCGACACUAUUGGCGGAAGUACCAGCUAUGUCACUAUUACGUCACAGUGGGUUGUGUCAAAAACACUGCAGAAGAAACUUCCGUAUAUGGCAGCGAAACGAACCGGGAUUGGCAACUGGUGGCAGGUGAUCUACGUAUGCUGUGCUAUCAUUGGUGGACUUGUGUCGGCGGUGACGUCACACUCAUUAGCCUCGAUCCAGGGUGUCGGGGUACUUGAAGGCUUCUUUGGUGGAAUGUUGAUGCUACUGGGGGCGAGGCUAGCCGCCGGGUGUACAAGUGGCCACGGUCUUUCAGGAAUGGGUAUGCUAGCCUGGCUGAGUUUCAUAGCAGUGCCGUUCAUGUUUGGCGGGGCCAUAGCAACAGCUUUCAUCAUGAGAGCAGUGAAUGGUUCAUUAGACCGUUAUGUGUGGACUACACUGAACUUGUAAACAGGAGUUGAUGCCAAUGCUGAUCUCGACCGCCUGGUGUCUUUGUCUAGUCGAUAUCCUGCAAUGUGUGGUGCCAGUGUUCAGAUCAGACCCUGUAACAGAACUGAAAAUAACGGAUGUAUUGAGACAUCCACAGUAUUUGAGUGAUCUUGAUAAUAAAAUGUAUGUUGACAAUGGUGACGGAACGGAAUAUGAUGCUGCAUUUUAUUGAGAGUGGAAUAGAAUAGAAAGGACAUGUUGUGCAUCAUUGUGGACCAAUGUGCAUUGUUCUUACUUGUUCUAACAAAGACUUCGGUGGCUCAUUCGUCUUGUACGCCAUAAUACACUGUGCAGAGCUGUGUCCCUUAGGCGGGCCAGGAACCUUUGAUCGUUGUUUCGAAUCCUAGGUUCGCCCCGAGUAAUUUACUGAUGAAAAGAAAAUAAGGAAACAAUGAAAACUAUAGGGACGUAAGGUUUAUACACAGUACGUUUGAAAUAGCGUCAUACAAAUUCGACACGUCAGCAUCAAAUGUUGACAUGUGUUUUUAUGCAUUGUUUCCAACGAUAUUUGGUCGACACCUAUGAUAGGAUAUUUUACUGUGUCUAAAAACUAAGUGUUCUCUAAUUCAGUUUCAUCAGUUUAUUUCUUACACGCCUGUGGGUGAGAAACCCAUUUGAGAUAACUGGUAUCAAACAUAUGUGUGAGAUCGAAUUCCAGGCCCGUGACUGGCUACUCCAUGGUGAUGACCUGGGGUCAGAUGAUGACGGACUACUUUCCUUAGUGUAAGUCAUUCAUAAGUUGCUCGUGCUUCAGUCGAAUGUUCACCUAAGUCUGUAUUGAACCACAGGACCGUGUAAUUAAUAAUUAAAGUAAACAAACUCGUCCUCGUCUGA